AUGGAGAAGUACUGCCUGGACUCUCUUUCCAACAUCUCAGAACAGCACGGCAUGUUCUGUAACAUCACAUUGCUAAACGUCACAGGAAAUGACUCUGGGACCAAAUCCAUCGCGGACCUCCUACUGGAAUUUCUAGGGCCGAAACGCUCUCCCGUGUUCCUCCCUAUCACCCUGGUUUACCUGCUCAUCUUCUUUUUUGGUGUGUCUGGCAACCUUCUCACAUGUGCAGUGAUAUCCAAACACAAGAAGAUGCGUACCACCACCAACCUGUUCCUGUUCAGCCUGGCUGUGUCGGACCUCUUGGUGCUCCUCUUUGGGAUGCCCCUGGAGAUCUACGACAUGUGGCAGAACUACCCCUUCCCUUUCGGCGAGGGAGUCUGCUACUUCAAGAUCUUCCUCCUUGAGACUGUCUGCUUCGCUUCCAUCCUAAAUGUGACAGUGCUGAGUGCGGAGAGGUACAUCGCCGUGGUCCAUCCAUUAAAAAUACGCUAUGUCUCCACCAAAAAGCAUGCCAAGCAUGUCAUCAGUGUCGUAUGGGUGGUGUCCCUGGUCUGUGCCAUCCCCAACACCUCCCUGCAUGGCAUCUACUACUUGAAUCUCCCGGAGAAGGUGGCAGAGUCAGCCAUAUGCAGUUUGAUAGGGGCCCCGUGGACCUAUAACCUGGUGAUCCUGAUCACCACUGCGUGCUUCUACAUUGUGCCCAUGACGGUGAUGAGCGGUCUGUACCUGGUGAUGGGCAUCCAGCUGGGCAGGGAGCGACACCUUUCCCACGGAACGAUGAGGAAGAACUGUAGCACCAACACCAACUGGAGAAUCCACGUAGAGCGAGGGCGUAGGAGACAAGCCACCAAGAUGCUUGCUGUGGUCGUGCUGGUGUUUUCCAUCUGCUGGGCGCCUUUCCAUAUCGACCGGCUCUUGUGGAGCUGCAUCAUGCAGUGGUCUGUCUGGACAGACCUCAACCAAACUGUGUACCAGGGUGUGCACCUCCUUUCCGGCAUCCUCUUCUACUUCAGCUCUGCAGUUAACCCUGUUAUCUACAACAUGCUCUCCACACGCUUUCGGGAAUGCUUCUGGGAUCUUAUCUGCACACAUACGAAAGACACUGCCUCUAGAAAAGACUGCCCACCCUUCGCCAAAAUCCUGCUGGUUCCCUCUGGCCCAGUUCCUAAAUCCCAGGCCAGUCCCAGGGACCAGAACUCCCUCACUCCCCUGUUAUCUCCAAUUGUGACUGGGAGCACAGAGAUCACAACACUGACAUGUGAACAUUCCUGUGUGGUAGACUCUGACUUCACUGCUACUGCUUUUUAAUCAUAUUUAAUAUUUAAUGUGGUAGUAGAUAUGAUGCCCUCUGUCCGGCUGUGGAUUUGACUAAUGAGCAGAUGAUGCAUUGUGCACAGCUGGAUGAUCAUUAUUU
Oncorhynchus nerka (sockeye salmon) is the source of this 1414-nucleotide messenger RNA. Its product is annotated as neuromedin-U receptor 2-like. Gene Ontology annotation, cellular component: plasma membrane. The transcript has 2 exons. Gene Ontology annotation, molecular function: neuromedin U receptor activity. NCBI's taxonomy places the organism in Eukaryota, Metazoa, Chordata, Actinopteri, Salmoniformes, Salmonidae. Gene Ontology annotation, biological process: neuropeptide signaling pathway. The record is from RefSeq and is a predicted model, not a curated record. The coding region runs from base 1 to 1308 and encodes 435 amino acids.